This is a messenger RNA of Saprolegnia diclina VS20, 1542 nucleotides long. RefSeq names its product CAMK/CAMKL protein kinase. Gene Ontology annotation, molecular function: protein serine/threonine kinase activity; ATP binding. The record is from RefSeq and is a predicted model, not a curated record. The transcript has 10 exons. Gene Ontology annotation, cellular component: autophagosome; cytoplasm. Gene Ontology annotation, biological process: autophagy; protein autophosphorylation; peptidyl-serine phosphorylation. The coding region runs from base 1 to 1542 and encodes 513 amino acids. NCBI's taxonomy places the organism in Eukaryota, Oomycota, Saprolegniomycetes, Saprolegniales, Saprolegniaceae.
AUGGACGUCUACGUCGUCGUGGCGCCGACGCCCGCGGCCACCGAAGGCAUCGCCGCGCUCUUGGCCUCCAGUUCGGUCAUCCGCAUCCAAGCUCUCUCGGGCGCGGUGCUCACGCUGGACGAAGUGCACCGCCACGCCGUACAGCAGCAGCAAGCGUGUUCCUGGGUCGUGCGAAGAGCAAACGACGAGCUUGACGCGCUGUUACCGACUGCGCCGUUGCGGCUACGCGAGCUCCAAGUGGCGUUGGACGAGGCAGAAACCCGCUGUCACUCGAUGCAGCUCGAGUUUGCCCAGUUCCAACAAGACGUUCAGGAGCUCCAGGCGCAAUACGCAAAAGUCUCCGAGGUGCACCAGCGCGUGUUGUGGGAGUACCUCCCCGCGCACGACCCGUCGAUGGCGAGCAUUCCGAGUGUUUCGUACAACGUCGAAGAGACCGUCCAUGCUAUUGGCAAGUACACGAUCCAAGCGACCAUCGGCGAGGGCCAGUACGCGUCGGUGUUUGCAUGUUGCGUGCGGCCAGACGCGCCGGCCGACCCGUCCUUUACAGCGCUAGCUCCGUCGCCGCCGCUCGCAGUCAAGGUCAUUGAGAAGGCCAAGCUCUUGGAUGUGCUGGCGCUCCAGCGCAUCCAGAUGGAGAUAUCAGCGCUCUCGGACCCGCUCUUGCGCCACCCGAGCGUCCUCUACUUGCGCGACAUCAUCCACACACCAAAGUUCAUGUACUUGGUGACGGACCGCGGCGGCAAAGACCUCUUCGAGUACUUUGGCGCGCACGAGAAUGGCAUCUCGGAGGCCACCGCCGUCCACGUCAUGUUCAAGAUCGUCGACGCGAUCCGGCAUUUGCACACGCACGGGUACUGCCACCGCGACCUCAAGCCCGAAAACAUUCUGUUUGCGCCCGAGUCGGCCAGCGUCAAGAUCGUCGACUUUGGCUUGUGCUACCGCGUGGCCCGCGGACGAAAGCCGCUGAGCGACUUUUGCGGCAGUCCCGGCUUCUUUGCGCCGGAAAUCCUCCUCGCCGAGACGUACGACGGGUUCAAAGCCGAUGUGUGGAGCCUCGGGUGCAUUCUUCUCGAGCUCUUGCUCGGCAAUACCUUCUUCUUGUCGGUGUGGAUGACGGCGUAUUCGCUCGACGUCCUCGGCGACCGCGCUCUGUACCGCGAUACCAUCCAUGCGAACCUCGCCAAGCUACGAGACGCCCUCGACGCACCAGCCAUGCAGCUCUACUCGCCGCCGAUCAAAGAGCUACUGCUGCUCAUGCUCGAUGCGUCGACCAAAACCCGCCUUGGAAUUCAGGACGUGUACGAACACCCCGUGUUUGAGGCGCAGCGACGCAAGAAGCAGCCGCACCCGCUCGUCAAGAGCAGCAGCAGUGUCGUCGAAGCAAGUGGACCGCCGCGCCUCGCCGUCCAAGGUCACGUGCACAUUCAUCCGAUGAGCCACCAUCCACCAUCGCCGCCCCGACCGCGCUCGGAAGAGCCCCCAACGACGGGCAAGGUCAUUUUGCCCGCGAUUUCAAAAACGAGUCCGGACAAGCCACGGUAG